Molecule: messenger RNA, 5406 nt
Organism: Patella vulgata (common limpet)
Lineage: Eukaryota; Metazoa; Mollusca; Gastropoda; Patellidae
Product: mitotic checkpoint serine/threonine-protein kinase BUB1
Exons: 24
Coding region: 94-4344 (1416 amino acids)
Biological process (GO): meiotic sister chromatid cohesion, centromeric; mitotic spindle assembly checkpoint signaling; protein phosphorylation
Molecular function (GO): protein kinase activity; ATP binding
Source: RefSeq, a predicted model, not a curated record
UUCAAAAUAAAGAUAAGCUUUGUAAAGUAACAUUAAUUUAUCGCAUUUAAAUGUUUAUAACUUCAAGAAAAUAACAAUUUCUGAAUUACAACGAUGAGCGGACACAAUGAAGGAUUUGAAUGGGAACUAAGCAAAGAAAAUGUUCUUCCAUUAAAAAGUGGGAGGGAUUGUUCAACUCUGAAUGCUGUGCUUCAACCACACAACCCAGAUCAACAAAGUAAACUAAAAGCAGAAAAACAUGAUUUUGAAUUAGAGCUAAGAACUUAUACUGGUGAUGAUCCUCUUGAUGUCUGGGAUAGGUAUAUAAGAUGGAUCGAAAAGACUUUUCCAUCACGUGGAGUAGGUGGAAAUUUUGCUACCAUUGUUCAAAGAUGUUUGCAACAAUUUAAUGAUGAUAAAAGAUACACAAAUGAUCACAGAUUUAUCAUUUGGUGGAUCAAAUUCGCCAAUCUAUGCGAUCAACCACUGGAAAUUUUUAACUUCAUGUUUGAUAAGGGAUUAGGAGUAGAGCUGUCAUGUUUCUAUGAAGCGUGGACAUAUUGUUUGGAACAAGUUGGAAACUUUAAGAAAGCUGAUGCCAUAUUUCAAGAGGGUUACAAGAGAAUUUGUGAACCUCCUGAUAGACUUCUAGUAAAAUACCAAGAAUUUCAAGUAAGAGCCGCAAGAGGUAAUACAAGUCAACAAGAUGAGGCAAUGGAGGAAGGAGAAGAGCGAUCAGUUUUAGGAGAUUUACGACCAACUGGGAAAAAACAUCAAGUUGGAACCAAAAGAACUGGUUCAAGUAAACAAGCAUCAAAAGGAGGAUUAGGUUUGCGAUCUAUGCCCCUAAAGACACAAAAUAAAAGACCUGAAGUUUUAAAUGAAGAAAAUGUUCAACCGUCACUUGUUCCACAGCAAACAGGAGAGUGGAAAAAUCUACCAUCACGUAAACAAUCAAAUAUAGAGAAUGAACUUCAACCAGGUCCAUGGAAUAAAUCUAAGUUACCUCAACGACCAGGGUUUUCUGGAGCAUUUGGGGAGCCCGAUUUUAAAAUUCAUGUUGAAGAUGAUAAUGCACUGGUGACUCCACGUAAAACUGUUGUUGACGGGCAUGUCUUAAGUGCUAGAAAACCCAAGCAGGCUGAUCCUCUGGCUGCUAUGCGUAAUAAUAAUAGUGAAAGUGGUGUAGAUCAAGUACCAGCUUAUAUGAAAUCAAUGAUUUAUACAGGAAUGGAGGAGUUUUCUUUUGAAGAACUAAGAGCUGCUAAAUAUAUGAAAGAAAAAAAAGAGAAACUGAAAAUAGAAGAAGAAAAACAAAGAAUAGAAGCUGAGAAAAAGCAAUUAGCUAAGAUGAGAGAAGAAUUAGGACAGUAUCAUUUAGCAAUUAGAGAAGAAUUGCAGCAAGAAAGAGCAUUGUUGAUUCGUGAUGUCCAGUCUAAGUUACAGACUGUUAAUAUCAAUGAAAGUGUCAAUCAAUCUGUCAAUCAAUCUGUUAAUCACCCAUCCCAACAAAUCAAUAAUACAGAUAGUAUAUCACAACCUCCACCAGCACCCAAGUGUGUUCCAAAACCUAAACUGUCAUCAAAUGAUAGUCGUGUAAUUACUACACCUGGAAGCUCCGAAAAUACAAGGGAACAGCCAGUAACAAAACAACUAAACUUUGAUGAAAUGACAACUGGACUGACAGAGAACAUUGCCCAGAGUUUACAACAGAGAUAUCAGCCUGAUAUUCGGGCAAUUAAACCUAAUUUAAAUAUGAGCCAUAAUAGCAGUCAGCAGACGCCUAAUUUAUCAUUAAAUUCAACAACCACACAUUCAGCUGGUUCUAGACAGAGAUCAGGUGUUCCAACUCCAGAUAGUGAAGGAAGUUUUUACAAAAAACAGGGUCUUACAGCUCCCUCACCAACUGUUCAUACUAAAGAAGCGUUUCAAGUUGUAAUUGGGAUGUUUAACUGUACAUUACAAAGUGAGGAACAGUUUGGUUGGUCAGAACCAACAGAACAAAUGGAAGGAAUUGAAGAGGCACCAAAAACAGAAGCUCCAUUUCAAGUAUUUGAUGAAAAAGCGGCAAAAGCUGACAGUGCACCAUUCCAAAUAUAUGAUGAAAAGGCAGCGAAAUCAAAUGUGGCAUCUUUCCAAAUAUUUGAUGAAAAUGCCCCCCAAAUUGCCUCAGUUCCAUUUCAAAUAUAUGAUGAGAGUUCAUCAGAAAAUAAUACACCUUCAACUAAUGUUCAACCUAUUAUUGUUGAUAAAGAAAAUAUAGAAUAUGAAGUUCCAUUAGAAACAAAAUUAAAGAAAAAAGGACUGUCAAUAUCCAGUAAAACAAAUCAACCAGUAAAAUCAACUGAAAGUAGAAAAGAAAUACCGACACCUCACAUGUUUGAGAAUUCUGAUAAAAAUGUUUUUGCAUUUGAAGAAAAGAUGGAAGAUCAUGAAAUGGAUUUUACUAUGGCAACUGCUGGUUUCAGUGCCACAGCUCGACUAGCCUCUACACCAUACAAUUUAUCAACCAAUGUUAAUUCAUUGUUUGCUCCACCAUUAAGUACUAUUAAAUGUACGGAUAGACCCAAUAUUACCAUGGAACAGAGUCAACCUAUAGAACCUAGUAAUAAUAGUCAAAAAAUAAACUUGCCACAACAGGAAAAAACAUUUGAUGUUCAUAUGGAUACUCCUAACAAACUUAAACUAAGUCCUAUAAUGGAGGGAAGUACAGAAGGUGGUAGUAGUGAUGAAUCCAAAUCACAGGCUAGUAGUCUAGCUUCUAAGAACUAUAGUCAUCGUUUACCUAGUGUUGAUGAGAGUCAUAGUCUGUGUACUAGUCAUCGGAAUACUAGAAAUACUAGUCAACGAUUACCUAAUGUUAAUCAAAGUCAACAGGAAUUCCAAGGACCACAUAACAGAAAUCUCAAAUUUUCCCUCUCUGAAAGUUCUGUGAAACCACAUAAUAUCUCAGCACAGAGUGCUCAGUCUAACCAACAAAUACCUAUAAAUAACUUAACUCAGGCAUUUAAAGACAGUCAUGUGGUUACUGGUAUAAAUGAUAGUAAACAUUUAGAAAGUGAAAGUAGCAUCAGUGAUCAAAACCAUCUAGACAGUAGUAAAACACAAAACACAAGUCAGCGUCUGCAGAAAGGUGAAGAUAGUCUUCCAUUACCUCCUCCGACAAUGGCACCAGCAACUGACCAGCAUGUGAUAGAUAUUUCCUGUUACAUUCCUCAAGAACCAGAUGAAAAAACGGAAGCCUUAUUAAUGACAUCUGUUCUUAUAAAUCCCACCAAUCCUUUUGAUGAAGAGACGAUUUUGGAUAUUUUAAGUAAAUUAUCAGUUCCGUUAAAGAAAGAUCCAUGCUAUGUAGAUUGUGCUUAUUUACCUGUACCGGAUAUGAGAGCCAAUAACUUUGUUGAUUUAGGUGGGGACACCUAUCAGAUAAAAUCAUGUAUAGGUACCGGUGGAUUUGCUAAAAUCUUUAAAGCUUCACCAAUGUUAAAUGAUUAUCUUGAUAUAACUGAAGAAAUAACAGAAAUAUGUACAGAUGUAGUUUUAAAGGUACAGAAGCCAGUAUGUCGGUGGGAAUUUUAUAUCUGUAAAGAAAUAGAAAAGAGAUUACAACUUUUACAUGAACCUGUUGACGUUGCACCUUCUAUGGUUACAGUUAAAAAGGGUUAUUUUUUUGAUAAUGGUAGUUGUUUACUUCAAGAGUAUUUUUCACAGGGAACGUUAUUGGACUUAGUGAAUGCUAUAAAGAGGAAUGCCAGAUUAAUGACUGACUUGGAGCCUUUUGCUGUAUAUAUUACAGUUGAAAUGUUUCAUAUUAUAGAAAAAUUACACAAAUGUCAAAUUAUACAUGGUGAUAUUAAACCAGAUAAUUUCUUAGUGGAUACAAUUCCUGAUAUCAAAGUAAGUAAAAACAAAGCAGAAGUCUUUGGUAACAAAACCAAAUUCCUGAAAUUAAUUGAUUUUGGACAAAGUAUUGAUAUGGCUAAGUUUCCAGAAGGAACAACAUUUCUAGCUAAAGUUGGAACCAAUGGUUUUAAAUGUAUUGAAAUGCAGACAGAUCAACCAUGGACGUAUCAGACUGAUAUAUUUGGUAUGGUUGGUACAAUACAUGUAUUGAUAUUUGGUAAAUAUAUGAAUGUUUAUCAGAGUAAAGGAAAAUGGCACAUUGCUAAUUCUUUUGUCAGGAAAUGGAAUCAGCCAUUAUGGAAAGAAUUGUUUCAUACUUUACUCAAUAUACCAAGUUGUGAAGAAUUACCAAAUUUAUCAGCUUUAAGAACAAGUUUUGAAGAUUAUUUUAUGUCCGAUUUAGUUGAUAAAUAUAAUGGCCUUGUUUACAAAUUACGAAAUGAAACAUUCAUGAAGAAGUAAAUCUGGUUUUAAUUAUGUUGUGGUGCUAAUCAGUUCAGAAAAAAACAACCCAAAAAAUGCUUCAUUUUUGUAACUAUCAUUAUUUAAAGCCUGAUUGAUUUCCUGCAAAAUUUUAAAAUCAAGUGUCUUUUUAAUUAUUGCUUUUGUUUGAGAUUGUUUAUAUAUAUUUUGAUAAUAUCAUGUUGUUAUUCUAGAUUGAAUUCAUAUAAAAGUUAAAAAUUUUAAAUACUUAUACAUAACAUCUAUAUAUUGAAAGACCCUUUGAAAUCAACUUUACUUUUUCUUGGAGACCACUUUAAUAAGAUUGUCUUUAGAUCUGUGCCCUUGAUUGUCAAACAAUUCCUCAUCUUUAAUUUAUCAUUUAUUUAUAGAAAUACAAACAAUGUCAACUUUUUUUUAUCUGUAUACUAUUAGUCACUUGUUAACAGCUGCUGAAUAAAUGAGGUGUAAUAGCUUCUAGCCGUGUUUGCUAUUAUAACUCAGCUUAGUUUUAUUAUGUAGACUCUUACAGUACUAACAUACACAUUAAUAUAACAAUUUGAUGGAUCUAAUGGAUGUGAGGUGCAAAAGAAUAUGUUACUAUUGGUAUGUUUGACUUAUAGACUGUAUAGUCAUAGUAUAUAAAUUGUGGGAUGUUAUUUGGGGCAUGUCCGACUUAUUAUCGACUGUUGGAUGUUAUAUGGCUAUGUCUUCUUAUAGACUGUAUAGUGUAUAAACUGUCGGAUGUUUUAAUAUGGUAUGGUAUAUAUAAUGUCAGAUGAUAUAUGGAGUAUGUCCGACUUCUUAUAGACUGUAUAGUAUAUAAACUUUCAGGUGUUAUAUGAAGCAUGAAAAAUAAAUUAUGAGGGAUGUGUAAGCCUGGGGAUUUGAGGAUGGUGAGCUCACUAAAAGUGUAGAUGUUGAACUUGUAUUGUACGGUAUUUUUUUUUUUAUUUGGAGUGCUUUCAAUUCAUGGAUGCUACAAUCAUCUGUUUUCAUCUAUCUCUGAAUCCUUAUACUUUAUAUUCAAUAACAAUAUUAUGUACAAACUAUCAUGUAGAAUAAAAUAUGUAUAUUUCAUAA